Messenger RNA from Orbilia oligospora ATCC 24927, 3474 nucleotides. RefSeq lists its product as uncharacterized. Gene Ontology annotation, molecular function: nucleic acid binding; hydrolase activity, acting on acid anhydrides, in phosphorus-containing anhydrides; ATP binding. The transcript is spliced from 5 exons. The record is from RefSeq and is a predicted model, not a curated record. Bases 1 to 3474 code for a protein of 1157 amino acids. Lineage: Eukaryota; Fungi; Ascomycota; Orbiliomycetes; Orbiliales; Orbiliaceae.
AUGGAAGAUACCAAUCCACAUCCUCCCAAACGACGGCGCUUCUUCGCUGUAUCAUCUCCUUCACCGCCCCCCGAAGCAUCAGAUCCUAUCCUUCCAUCGACACCACUACGAGAACUCCAUGGCUAUGCUGCCAACAUCGAUCCGAGUUCCGAUACCACCCCUUUCGCGGAACAGGAUGAGGAUACUACGCUCGAGGAAUCGCCCGAGGACCAAUUUGGAAUGGGCAUGGAAACUGCUGAGAUCAAGGAUUUGAGCCUCAGGUUUGAUGCUACUAUGCUUGAAACAGUUGUUGGUGAACUCUCCGCAGAUGUCUUGAAGCGAUUGGAUGAUAUCUCUGGCGGGAACAUUGAGAGAGCCAUUAAUAUGUAUCUCGAUGGAUCCUGGAAGGAGGCCAAACCAUCCGAACCCAAGAAACCGGGAAAGCAAUCACCAUUUGAUUCCAUGCUUGGUCAGAACGGGAAACGGAAAUCUUCUGCUGUUACUGGUCAGAGUUCUACGGCCCAAACACCUGUUUCGGACGAAGAAACAGCUCAGCGGCUUGAUCGAAUGCCUUACGAACGGUACAUAGGUUCAUUCGGUGCCGAGGGUUAUGCGGUACGGAGCGGAUCGAAUCUUCUAUCUCAUGGAGAAGAAGUCAUAAUCGGACGGCAACAGCCCCAGCAAGUACAAAAGACAGUUAGAAGGGGUAAGGGAAGGCCAGUGACGGUUGUUUCCCAGGCAGCAUCCAAACGAAAGGAUAUCGUCGUCCGCUUUUCGAACUCUAAAGGCGAAGAGAUAGGCCGUUUACCACAUGAAACGGCGCAGUUUGUUUCUACUCUUCUGGAUCAGAAGAUAUGUAGCUUCAAAGCUAUCUGUGUGUAUGCUCCAGAGCCACUACGGUCAAACGAAACUAUAUUUCUCCAGUUGAAAUGUUACAUGUUGCGACAGACUUUCGCGCCUCGUGCUCUUCGCCUCACAGAAACCAAUCGAUCCACGGGCUUGUUUGAGACGAAGGAAACGGAGGAAGAGAAGGCCUUGAGAUUGCGUCAGACGUCUUUGGUUAAGCUGUUUAACGAGAUCAGGCUCUUCCCUACAAGCGCUGGCCAGGACUCGAAAGCGAAACGCGACGGUUUACUUCAAGUCGCUGAGAUGGCCGAAGAAAAAGAGAAAGAAGAGGCUGCCAAAGGAAACAAUACCCCAGCUAAGGACGAAGAGGAACCGCAAGAAGGAAAGGAGCUUGAGCAAGACCAAUUGGAUCAGCUCUACAAAAAAGCGCAGACCUUCGAUUUCAAUUCACCAGAAGCUGAACCCGCCGAAACAUUCACAAUGGAUUUGCGCAAAUAUCAGAAGCAGGCAUUACACUGGAUGUUGAAUAAGGAACGUGAUAAGAAGAAUGAGGGCCAAGAAGAAUCAAUGCAUCCGCUAUGGGAGGAAUAUACCUGGCCAAUCAAGGACGAAAAUGAUAAAGAGCUUCCAACGGUGGAAAAUCAAGAGAAAUUCUAUGUCAACCCUUAUUCCGGAGACCUGUCCCUAAAGUUCCCUGUGCAAGAACAGAAUUGUCUUGGGGGUAUUCUGGCUGAUGAAAUGGGUCUUGGGAAGACUAUCGAGAUGCUGUCUUUGAUACAUAGCAAUCGCAACGAGCCUGAAGCAGCAUCGGGUACGGAUUCGAAACCGUUUAAUUUACCACGGCUACCCAAGAGUUCCGAUGUUGUAGAGCCUGCACCAUAUACAACUCUAGUUGUAGCACCAAUGAGUUUACUAUCCCAGUGGGCUUCAGAAGCAGAAGCGGCCUCCAAAACUGGCACCCUAAAAACUACCAUUUACUACGGGUCUGACAAGAGCUUGGACCUGAGGGCGCAGUGCUCAGCUGCCAACGCCCACAAUGCUCCCAAUCUUAUUAUCACAAGUUACGGCGUAGUCCUCUCCGAAUUUACACAAAUCGCGAAUACUGCAAGCGGCUCUAGGGCAACAUCAGGUGGUCUUUUCUCCGUCCAAUUCUUCAGAAUCAUCUUGGAUGAAGCACAUAACAUCAAGAAUCGACAAAGCAAAACUGCAAAGGCCUGCUAUGAACUGGAUGCCCUUCAUCGAUGGGUGUUAACUGGCACCCCGAUCGUGAAUCGGCUUGAGGAUUUGUUCUCGCUGGUUAGGUUCUUAAGAGUUGAGCCCUGGAGCAAUUUCGCUUAUUGGAGGACGUUCAUCACGGUCCCCUUUGAGUCUAAAGAUUUCCUGCGUGCCCUUGAUGUGGUGCAAACUGUUCUAGAGCCGUUGGUAAUGCGGCGCACGAAGGAUAUGAGGCAGCCGGAUGGGACCCCGUUGGUUUACUUACCUCCAAAAACGAUUUUGAUCGAAGAGAUCGAGUUAUCUAAGGCCGAGCGAGCUGUGUAUGAUUUCGUGUAUAACUUUGUUAAGCGCUCAUUCGCUGACAAUAUGGAAGCCGGAUCUGUAAUGAAAUCCUACACUACAAUCUUUGCGCAAAUUCUUCGCUUGAGGCAGUCUUGCUGCCACCCAACUUUGGUCCGGAAGAAAGAGGUUGUAGCCGACGAGGUCGAAGCUGAAGCAGCCGAAGCGGAAGCCAAGGGUCUGACAGACAACAUGGACCUUCAGGCCCUGAUUGAUAAGUUUACUUCUCAAGAGAACGACGGUGCUGAGGUUAAUAACUAUGGCGCUCACGUGCUUCAGCAAAUUAAGGAAGAAGCACAGAACGAGUGCCCUAUCUGCUCUGAUGAGGAGAUCCAAGAGAUGACCGUCACAGCAUGUUACCAUAUGGCAUGUAAAAAAUGUUUGUUGGAGGUCAUUGAUCACGCAAAAAGAAAUGGUAAUCAACCGAGGUGCUUUAAUUGUCGGGAACCGAUCAAUGAGAAGGAACUUUAUGAGGUUAUAAAGCAUGACCCCGAUGUGGCUAUUGGUGGGUUAAGUGGGUUUAGAGAAAACGUGCCGGAGUUUUCGUUACGACGGAUAGCUGCGAAUAAGUCGUCAGCGAAGAUUGAUGCAUUGAUUACGAACCUGAAGAGAUUGAGGAGGGAAUCUCCUGGGAUGAAGAGUGUGGUAUUCUCGCAGUUUACCAGUUUUAUAAACUUGAUUGAACCGGCACUUACGAGGGAGAGAAUACAGUUUGUUAGAUUUGAUGGGGGGAUGUCACAGCAGCAGAGGUCUGUGGUUUUGAGUAAAUUCAAGGCUCAUACCGGAGGGUUGGUCCUGUUGAUCUCUUUGAAGGCUGGAGGGGUGGGGUUGAAUUUGACGGAGGCUAAGAGGGUGUUUAUGAUGGAUCCUUGGUGGUCGUUUGCGGUUGAGGCUCAGGCGAUUGAUCGGAUUCAUCGGAUGGGGCAGACGGAUGAGGUUAUUGUGCAUCGGUUUAUUGUGAAGGGGUCAGUGGAGGAGCGAAUGGUACAUAAGAUCCAAGAGAGGAAGAAGUUUAUUGCAUCUUCACUUGGAAUGAUGAGCGCUGAAGAGAAACGAGCGCAGCGAAUUGAAGAUAUUAAGGAUCUUCUGAGCUAG